Diachasma alloeum is the source of this 4199-nucleotide messenger RNA. RefSeq lists its product as uncharacterized. The transcript has 3 exons. Lineage: Eukaryota; Metazoa; Arthropoda; Insecta; Hymenoptera; Braconidae. The record is from RefSeq and is a predicted model, not a curated record. The coding region runs from base 231 to 3284 and encodes 1017 amino acids.
AAGGACAGACCGCGCACUGGGACUUGUCUCUCGGCCGGUUUCCGACUCCCAGCGGCCGUUUCAGUGAAUCUAUAGUUCAGUGCGUUUUACGUUCUACUCCGAAUGCAGCAGCAUCAAUCGCAGUGCGAGGAGCAACGCUGCAACAGGUUGUUGCAAUGAAAACAUAGGUGCUUCGACAACGUCGUGGAACGAGGAGCUCAAUAUCCAUCGCAGAAAUAUUUUGAGUGUUGAUGCGAGGAGAUAAAGGUAAACAAAUGAAAAUGAGCGAUACAACCGAGAAUAACAAAUACAAAUGGACUCCGGAGAGCACAACUCUCCUUGUUUCUGUCUGGACGGACAGACAGGUACAAAAACAACUCGAGUAUGCAGUGAAGCCCCAGCUAAUAUGGGAAAGUAUCGCCAAGUACAUGAGAAAAAAAGGGUACGGAGUUACGGCUCGACAAUGCAGGUCCAGAAUGAAGCAGGUGUUGGUUUGUUAUCGGGAGGCGAAGAAAACUGGAACCCGAGCUGGGGUUGAGCGGUAUUAUGAGUCCAUCGAUAAGGUUUUGGAGAACAAACGGCUGACCAAGGGGGAGACUGAUGCGGAGAGGGAAGCUGAGACGGAUGCUGGGGGUGUGGACACUGUAGACUCCGGCCAAUUUCUGCUGAAAUCCCCCGAGAAAGAGAUAAAGACUCACGCAAAUUUCCUGAUGCGCCGAAACAAAUUGGAGGAGCCUCCAGAGCCCCUGGUCCGCCAGAUCGAGAUUGACCCGGGCCCUUGGAGCUACCUCCCCCACGACUACUACGCCGACUCAUCCGAGUCCAACGAGACCGUGCUGGCACGUCCCCACCGCUCCCUAUCCCCGACAGUUCUCGACCCCCGCAUAAACCUCGUGCCAAAAGCCCUCCGCUCCAACAUGGGCAAAGUCCUCCGGAGAUCUCUCCCCGAGGAUCACUACCGCUACAACACCCUCGAGGCGAACCGCUUCUCCGAAAUGCCCCUGAAAAACACCGCCCAAAACGUCCAGAACCAGAUAAUUCAGGAGAACAUGCUGCUGAAGAAUCAACUGUGCGAAAAUUACAUGAGCAAUCAAGGACUGCAGCAGCCCCCGAACGGGCCUCAGUCCAUGGACUACUGCCUCAACAUGGGAAACAUCCCCCAGCCGCCGAGAAAUCACCCCCAAGACAACAUCCUGUACUACCCCACCAGGCACUCGACCAACCUCGCCAGGAUCCAGAGUCAGCUCCAGCAGUGCGCCCUGACAGAGCGACUGGACAACCCCCAGCAAGCAAAAAGCUUCGUCCCCCUGGCCCCAAAGAACUCGGAGAACAUCAACUACAAAAUUCCCCUGCGUCCCCAGACAAGUUGUCACCCCGACAUCGCCCCCAACCUGAACGAAGCCUUCUACCAGGCGAAAAUAUCCCAGCAGACGAAGGCCCACAACUUGAACGAGACGUACGACCAGGACACCGACAUGUUCCCAGUCAACACAACGAUGAUAACGAACAACGCGACAUUCAACGACGACACCCUGUCCAUAGAAUUCAUCCAGGACUCGCCCAGUCCAUCUGAGAAUGGCCUCGUGGGCUCCAAGAAUGACUCCCCGAAUCCUCCGCACGCCCCAUUCAGGAAGAAAAAGGCGCAGAAGUUGGAGCAGCUGAUGCUGAGCGCCAUCACUUCACAGACAGAAGUGGUUAAUAAAAUCCUAGCAGCGCAGGAUUCGAUGGUCGCUCGGAUCCUGGACAGGGAUCAGACACGUCAGGAUAGACUUGAGAACCGUCUCGAUCAGCUGAUGAACGUGGUGCAUGCGACAGUGCUGAACAAGAGUGGAUCAGGCAUUGAGAAAUCUGGGGAUAACACUCCACCAAACGUCAUCACCUCGGUUCCCCUGUGCUUCUCCCCCCCACCUAAACCAGGAACAGUCCCUCCGAAGUUGGAUCUGGUGCCACCGAAGCCCUGCAGAGUCCCCUGCACCAGCCCCUCCUCGAACAUUGAAGUAAUAACCCAGAACUCAGUGACAACGAGACCUGGGGUGAUUAGACCAUGCAAACCAGGGACGAUCUGGUCGAAGCUGGGGCCAGUGUCAGCCUCUCCGUUCGUCCAGGCUCAGAAGGAGAUGAACACAGCAGCAGGAGUGCCACCUGGAGUCGCCAACGAGUGGAAAACUAAAUCGUCAGCUGAGAGGAGAAUUGAACUCGGUUCUGCCAGAAUUUUUCAGGGCAAAGUGGCGAUGGAGGAGACUCAGAGGUUUCUGCAGGCUGAGAAGCUCAUGGAGGAGAGGAUUGAGAAUGCUCGACAGAUUUUCUUCGGUGACGAUAAUAAAAAGCCGGAUACUCAGCCUGCUCGACGAAAGCUGUUCAAUCUCGCUAAAGAGGAGAAUAAAGAAAAGAGGGAGAUCAAGUGUCCAUCAGCUGCCAGGAUUCUAACGUCCAACUUCCUCGAUAUUGAAAGACAGGCUGAGGAGCGGUCUCGUUACUUUCCAAUCUUCAAGUAUAAGAAUGAAGUGGGUGAUGAGCUUCUGAGUGGUCACGGUGAGGGUUACGAACGCCUGAGGAAUCUCGAUGAGGCGUUGGGUCUCAAUACCUCAACACCAGCGAAGGUGGAGACGAAGCAGAGGAGUAAGGACUUGGAUUUUGACGAUGUGGUCCCAAAGCAGACGAUUCAGCAGCUGGCACAGCUGGUGAUGCAGAGCGCUCGGUGGAAGCAGGCAGCCUCUCGAGUGGAGCCAAUUUCGUCAGCACCUCCAGCCCCUCCAUUGCCUUCUGCACUUUACGAAAAUUAUGCUCAACGUCAGGGCUACAACAAAGCUCGGGAUUGGCUGGAGGAUCGGUAUACUUAUGGGAUUGAGAAGCAGAAUUACGAGCCUCAGAAGGUGGGGCCUAAGAAGUAUCCCGUAGGAUUUGUUAAUCCUAGGAAUUAUCCGGAGAACGAGAAUGAGGAGUUGAUGCGUGAGAGACAGGGGUUUAAGUCGAUUGGGUUCAAUGGCCAGGUUAUGCCGUUAAAUCGACGUGGAGGUGAUGACGAUUUUUUGGAGAAGGAGAGGAUGAUCGAGGCCAGGCAGAGGUACUCAAAGGGGAAUUAUGUCGUCUCCAGGAAACGUGAGCCGAGUGGUAAAUACGGUCCUGAUGGGGCGGGGCUGGGGGAGGCGGGGAAGAAUACUCGGGGGGAGUCUGAUGUCGAGGACAACGAUGAGUAUCUGGACACAACGACGACGUUGAAGCCUUAUCGAAAAACUUCGCUGACUUCCAAUGGGACUUCUGGAACUGGGACUGGUAAAAAUGCAGCUGGGUGUGCCAUAUCAUAAUUUUUUCUUCCUGUUUUUGAUUUUUUACGUUAUUGAGGGGUCAGGAAUGCAAUAGGGAACUUGCAUGAAUUUUUUGAAUUCUCUGAUGUCAAGUUUGGGACCUGAAUAAUUCAUUUUUCACUCGCAACGUUUGAAAUAUUGCUGAUUAAUUAAUAAUUAAUUGGUACAAAUUGAAGUUUUCAAGGAAAGAAUGAACUUCGUGCAAAUUCCCCUGUGAUUUCAGUGGUAAAGUGAUAGGAGGAAAUGAGAGCUUAAAAACAUGACAUGGAAAUUUUUGUAGAGAACUUUAUGGACUACAAAAAUAACUUCUGACAUUUUACAGAAUAAUGUAGACGAAGAUGAUGUUUUCACACUUCGUUACUUGUCUUCCAAGAGAGAGAAAUUUAUGAGAUUUAUUAAAGUCAACUGUGAUUGACUUUUUGUUGUCAGUUCUACUUAUCCUUUAUGUUAAAACUUGAUGGGAGAUAAUAGUUGCAUCUUUAUUUUUUAUUCAUUUCAGUUGGAUCUGAUGAAAUUUGUACGUUUUUUUUUCUUUUUCUCACAAUAUGAUGGCAAUAUGUGCUAAUUUCGUUGUUAGGUUUACAGAUUUCGUUAUAAAACGAUGAAGCGAAAUAAAUUGACUUGAGUUUGAGAAGAUUCUUUGGGGAAUGUCUCGGGAUUCGGUGGAAGCAUUACAAUUUUCAUUAUCAUAAUUUUUUUAAAAAAGUGCUUGUGACGAGUGGUCUAUAUCCCUCACACUCAAUGAUAUUUAUCAAAAAAUCGUAAACUCUGGAGUUCAAUCAAAUUAUCUCGACAUACGACUUCACAACUGGAUUAUAAAAAUUAAGUUUCAUAGCUUGGGUCGGCAAUACGUGCCGUGAAAAUAAUUGCAUCCUGUGUAGCAAUGAGUAAUACAAACGGAUGAUCAACGCUGAA